CAUAAGCACAACAUUUCAUCAAUACAGUGCAUAAAUAACAAACAAGGUUUAAAAUCCAAGUAUUAUAGAGUUGUUCCACAAGAUCUACAAGAAUUAUCAAGAAAGAGUUCAAAAUCUAAGUCAUCAUUGCCAUCUUGGUGUUUUAUCUCAAUUGAAACUGUAAUACAAAAUCCACAGAAUAUUUACUUGACAUGGACAGAUGUGACGAGUGGGUGACUCCGGUACAGGACACUUUAAACGUUGCCAAACAAACAAUGGCCAUGGUUAAUCAACCACAAAAGGCUCAAAGUUACCAAAUGCCACUUAAGCCUGGUGUCUGGUUCAAGAGAAGAAUUGUAAAAGUUACAUAUCCCGUUGAAGGAAUGGGACCUUCUAUUGAAGAUGGGCAUGGUCCAUUACUGGGCACGGAUGAGAAUAAUUUUCGUAAUCCAGAACAAAUUCAAGGAAUGAUCAUAGGUCUAAAAGAAAAGCUUCUGCUCAUUAAGGAGAGAUUACAUGGUGGACCAGUUGACGGCGUUGAUCAACUUGAGCCUUUAGAUUCUAAUACAAACAUGUUGAAGGCUUUGGCACCAGGACAAACUAUGUGUAAAAGAAAGAAGGCUGAGCCAGUGGAAAGAAGACAGGCAGAUGUUGGAUGUCACAACAUGUUGGAGCCCGAGGGAAUAGCUGCGGUAUAUAAACUGACGCAUCAUCUUCAAACCCAGUCUUCUAUUAUAGUUGAAGGGGUGGUGAAUGAUAAUGCCAGAAGGUUUACAGUAAACUUCUUGACUGAAUCUCAAAAACACAAAGACAAGACUGAUAUUGCACUCCACUUUGAUGUAAGGUGUGAUCCAAAUUCUUCGCAGUACACAGCUCGUAACACCCGCCUGGCAGGCAAAUUUGGCAAGGAGGAGGGAUUACAGGAUAUUCAAAAGUUUCCAUUCCGUCGAGGUCAGCCGUUCUACCUCGAAUUCUACAUCACCGAAAGCGAGUUUAAGGUGGCUGUGGAUGGUCAGCACUACGUCUCAUACAGACACAGAGCACCUUUCAAGUCUAUCUCCAAAAUUGAGAUCCUCGGAGAUAUAACUCUGACCAAUGUCCACAUCCAGAACACCCCCGUUAGUACUUACCCUUCCCCUCUGCCAGCACAGGGAGUGUGGAUUUGUGAAGAGGAUUAUAAUAAGGAACAGCAUGGAGAAAUUCUUAGUACUACUGAACCUGUGGAAGGAGGAAAUCGCAUGUUGGUGUUUGAGGGAAUAUCUGCGGUAUAUAAACUGAUGUAUCUUCUUCAAACCCAGUCUUCUAUUAUAGCUCAAGGGGUGGUUGAUGAUAUUGCCAGAAGGUUUACAGUAAACUUCUUGAUAGAAUCUAAAAAUAGAAGAAAAGACAAGACUGAUAUUGCACUCCACUUUGAUGUAAGGUGUGACCCAAGGUCUUUGCAGUACGUAGCUCGUAACACCCGCCUGGCAGGCAAAUAUGGCAAGGAGGAAGGAUUACAGGAUAUUCAAGAGUUUCCGUUCCAUCGAGGUCAGCCGUUCUACCUCGAAUUCUACAUCACCGAAAGCGAGUUUAAGGUGGCUGUGGACGGUCAGCACUACAUCUCCUACAGACACAGAGUAUCUUUCAAGUCUAUCAACACAAUCCAGUUCCUCGGAGAUAUAACUCUGACCAAGGUCCACUUCCAGAACACCCCCAUUGGUGCUUACCCUUCCCCUCUGCCAUAGGUGGGUAGAUUUGCUGUGGUGAAGUUAAUUAAUUACAUUGAAGUAUAAGAGCCAGCAACUUAAAAGUGCCACUAUCAUAAAAAGCAAAAGUUACAUGUUGAUCCUAGAAGUCAAUGUCAUUCUUAUUUUUGGUCAAAAUAAAAUAAAAAGCUGUAAUAAAUUUGUUUCCAA
This is a messenger RNA of Macrosteles quadrilineatus (aster leafhopper), 1874 nucleotides long. RefSeq names its product galectin-9-like. Lineage: Eukaryota; Metazoa; Arthropoda; Insecta; Hemiptera; Cicadellidae. The transcript has 16 exons. Gene Ontology annotation, molecular function: carbohydrate binding. The record is from RefSeq and is a predicted model, not a curated record. The coding region runs from base 192 to 1703 and encodes 503 amino acids.